ACUUGAAGCUUCCACAAGCAUGUCGAGAGCUUGGUUGACUUUGGCGAUAACUUGGAGAUAUCCUUUGCUGCAUCGGGAGACAGAGCGCGAUCUGCUCAACAAAACUUGGCCUCUAAGAUGGUGUUCCAUGCGAUCAAUCAUACAUGGCGUGGCCGGAUCUUCGACGUCAACCUCCUGACAAGAACAAAUCGCGUGGAGAAUCGCCGUGUCGAAUGCUUUUUUCACACUGCGCAAAAGGACAGCUUUCUGGAUCCCGAUAUCAAGGAUGAGGUGGUGUAUGAUGACAUCCAGAACCUCCGGUGGACAGGUUUGCAAAGCUGCCAUGCUGAUAAUGCAAUGCUUCGGUAGUGUAUGCCCGUAUAGAAAAAGAACGAUGAAAAGAGACCUGAUCUUGCAGGAAGCUGAACGGACGGCGUUCUUGAGCCAUCGUGAGCUCCUCCAGCAUCAGUGAUAUGCGUCAAUGUCGCUCCCGGAAUUUGUUUGCC
Zymoseptoria tritici IPO323 is the source of this 485-nucleotide messenger RNA. RefSeq lists its product as uncharacterized. The transcript has a single exon. Bases 118 to 348 code for a protein of 76 amino acids. The record is from RefSeq and is a predicted model, not a curated record. Lineage: Eukaryota; Fungi; Ascomycota; Dothideomycetes; Mycosphaerellales; Mycosphaerellaceae.